Messenger RNA from Rhineura floridana, 948 nucleotides. RefSeq names its product free fatty acid receptor 1-like. The coding region runs from base 1 to 948 and encodes 315 amino acids. Gene Ontology annotation, molecular function: bioactive lipid receptor activity. The transcript has a single exon. Gene Ontology annotation, cellular component: plasma membrane. The record is from RefSeq and is a predicted model, not a curated record. Lineage: Eukaryota; Metazoa; Chordata; Lepidosauria; Squamata; Rhineuridae. Gene Ontology annotation, biological process: positive regulation of insulin secretion; positive regulation of cytosolic calcium ion concentration; G protein-coupled receptor signaling pathway.
AUGGAAGCCUGCAGCACCAUCUCUAUGGUUGUCUAUGGGGCUACCAUCAUUCUGGGGCUGCCCUCCAAUGCCCUGGCCCUCUAUGUCUUCUAUUGCCGGGCCAAGGCUCGCCUGACCCCCAACCUCAUCUACAUGAUCAACCUCUGCAUUUCGGAUUUGGUCUUUGUUCUCUUCCUACCUCUCAAGAUGCUGGAGGUGGGCAAAGUGGACUGGCCAAUGCCAGGCUUCCUGUGUCCUCUUUACAACCUGAUCCACUUUGGCACAAUCUACACCAGCACCUGCUUUCUGACUGUGGUCAGUCUGGGGCGCUUUUUAGGAACCGUGUAUCCCAUCCAAUAUCAGGUUUACAAAAAGCCUCGCUACUCAUGCUUGGUCUCUUUGGGGAUAUGGAGUCUAGUUGGAUUUCAUGUGUUUCUCCUCUUGGCCUUGGAGACCGCCAGGGACCCCAAUUCCAACCUCUUUGACAGCAACGCCUCCUCUUGCUAUCGCAACUUCAGCACAGAGCAGCUGGCCUUGUUGGUUCCUGUGCGGCUAGAGCUGUCUGUGGUACUGUUUUUUUUCCCUUUGGCCAUCACCUCUUUCUGCUACGCUGGCUGCAUCCGCGUCCUGGUUGGGUCGCAUCUCCACAGCCAGAAGAAAUGCCGUGCAGUGCGGGUAGCGGUAGCCACGCUCUCUGUCUUCAUCCUCUGCUUUGGUCCUUACAACGCAUCCCACGUGGUCGGCUUCGUCUACAAGGAGGAUGUCUGGUGGCGCAGUGUGGCUCUGCUGCCCAGUGCAUGCAAUGCUUUCUUGGACCCUCUCAUCUUCUUCUUCAUCUCCUCGGCCAUGGAUGAUGGGAUUGCCCAAGUGUGGCGCUCCCUCAGGGAGAAGUGUAGCUCCAUCCGGCUGAAGAUUGCCUCAGCCCAUGGGAAAGGAGGGAGUUGUCAGGGAGCACUUGACAUUGCUUGA